Hibiscus syriacus is the source of this 1654-nucleotide messenger RNA. Its product is annotated as deubiquitinase DESI2-like. Gene Ontology annotation, molecular function: deubiquitinase activity. The coding region runs from base 223 to 723 and encodes 166 amino acids. The transcript is spliced from 3 exons. NCBI's taxonomy places the organism in Eukaryota, Viridiplantae, Streptophyta, Magnoliopsida, Malvales, Malvaceae. The record is from RefSeq and is a predicted model, not a curated record. Gene Ontology annotation, biological process: protein deubiquitination.
AAUAUUGAUAUGUAGAUUCCGGGAUUUGAGAAAUUCGAGGCGGAAAAAGGAAAUUGCUCGUUACUGUUUGCAUGAGCGAGUGCUCAAAAGCAAAGUUCGAAAUACCGACGACUCCCAUCUGUUUUUUUCCUGAAGUGAAUUGAAUCGUUGGAGUUGGAAGUGAAAAGAAAAAGAGAUGGAUUGGAAGAAUAUUUUUUUUUGUUUAGGGUUUAGAAGUUGAAGAUGACAGAGGUGAGAUUGCAUAUAUACGAUACCAACAGUGGAUCCGAUAAAACCAACACCACCAUUCUCCAAAUCAACAAGAUCUUUAAGGACGGAAUAGGCCUCGGCGGCAUUUUCCACAGCGCCGUUCAGGUAUGUGGAGAAGAGGAAUGGUCUUUUGGCUUUUGUGAGCAUGGGUCUGGGGUGUUUAGUUGUCCUUCUGGAAAAAAUCUGAUGUACGCAUAUUGUGAGUCCAUGGUCCUUGGAAGAAUUAACUUUUCAAAAUUCAAGGUAAACCAGAUCUUGCAGGAGCUUAGUAGCGAGUGGCCUGGAAGUUCCUACGACUUGUCCAAAAAUUGUAAUCACUUCUGUGAUGAGUUCUGUGAAAGGUUUGGUGUCCAAAAGCUCCCAGGUUGGGUCAACCGUUUUGCUAAUGCUGGAGACGCUGCUAUAGAAAUAUCAGAAACUACUGCCUUGCGGGCGAGUGACCAUUCUUCAGUUAAUGAUCACAAAAUCAACUGAAAAUUUAUAAAUUUCUCGGAAACAAGCAAUGCAUGCCACCAUAUGCAUGCAUUUAGAGGAAUAUAGUUUUUAUGUACUUCAAGAGGAGAAUAUGUUCCUCCCAUCACUUUGGUCAUCUUCCUAUUAAUCAAGUGUGAGCCUUUGUUGAUGUGUUUAGUGGUUAUAAGGACCAUUUGUCUGUUCCAAAGGCUUUGUGAGGAAGCGUUUGCCUUAAAACUUUGCAAAAAUAGUAAAGGUGGAGUAACAUCUGAUUGUGAUCUGGAAGCGUUUGUCAACUGCAGUAGUCUUUUUGUUGUAUGCAUGCUUUUAUUGACAAGCAUGGAAGUCGCAAACUGAAAUGUUCCUGUAUUCAGUGCUUGAAAUUAUUGUUGUUAAUUGUAGCAGUUGAGACAAGCCAAGACAGAGAUAGUAUCAGCUAGCAAAGUGGCAUAUCGUUUUCUCGUGGGUGUUACAUCUAGUUCUAAUGGUGGUAUUGAUAACCCCGACAACUCGAACAGCGGAAGCCCCAGAUUUCAAUCAGCUUGGUUUAAAAACCUCAUCACUAUUGGUGUCAAACGAUAUAGCAGCUCUGAAAUUGAACCUCAGGAUGGCAGUGCUUUUCCUCAGCACGGGCAACAGAAUUCUACACAGACAACAUGACAGAAUUUUCAAGAUUUGGAAAGACCACUGUAACAUAAUUUAUGAGAUGCGGACAACCAUGGCAACAGAACUCAAGGCAUGAUAUGCGACCGGGAAGAAUUGUUUGUUGUGUAAUAGUUGAAACGCUGCAUAGCCAAUCAAGAUACCAUUCCAUUGUGUAUCAAAUGUAAAAUGUUUUAUUUAUUGUCCAAACUGAAAUUUUAUCAUGCCCCGUGUAUUGUAAAAGUUUCAUUGGAAAACUCUUGUGCUAGUGCAAAUCCUCGUUCCAACUACAGAUUGCCAUUUGUGUAGG